CGCACUGCACAAUAUGGCAUCACGUAACAUGUCUCUUUCCCUGAAUUGGAAGGCCUUAAGCUCAAGAAUUGGGCAUAAGAAGCCACAGGAAAUCAAAAGCAAGAAGCUCGCGAAGGGACACAAAUACCAGGCCAAAGAUGUAUCAAAACUUAGAAAAGCUCAAGAGAUUAUCCGUACCGCGUCUACGAAGCUUCUUACUCCAUUAGAGUUUGCACUUUGGGCUCGCACAUCUUCUUCGACUUUCAGUGUUGCAUCCAGUGAUGCUAAGAUAGCGGUAGAUUAUUCAGAUAAGAAAAAAUCUGCUCCAGGUAAGUUUCUAGCUAUCGACUGUGAGUUUGUUGGCGUAGGCCCGAAUGAUCAGUCUGCUCUUGCCCGAGUGUCUCUUGUCAACUACUACGGCGUGGUUUUACUAGAUACAUACGUAAAGCCCGAACAACGUGUGACCAACUGGAGAACGUGGGUUUCUGGAGUUACGCCACAGCACAUGCGAAAUGCAGUUUCAUAUAAAGAGGCUCGGGAGAGAGUCAAGAAUAUCAUUGACGGCAGGGUUCUUGUUGGCCACGCAGUACAUAAUGACCUCGAGUGUCUAGGCAUUUCAGUACCAAAACAUCUCAUAAGGGAUACGUCCAGAUUUCCAGAGUUUAAGAAGCAAAAUGGCGGGAAAAUGCCAAGUCUCAAGAAGCUUUGUCGAGUAUAUUUGAACCUCGAAAUUCAGAAUGGUCUGCACUCGUCAGUGGAAGAUGCCCAGGCUACGAUGGCAAUUUUCCGGCUUCACCAAAAGGCAAUGGAAAGUCAUUUUACGAGUUGAAUAAUCAAAGCACCUCAAUCAUAUUGGAUAGAAUUACUUGUAGAGAGUAUAUAGAAGGAAGAACAACAUACCCAACCGCGAAAUCAAAAUCAGAAAGAAGAUCAGUCAACAUCAAACCUCAAUUCACUCAGAACUUCUCUAAUUUCAGCCCAUCAGUGACGCUGCAUAAAUUACGGUAGAACAUUUGUCUGACAAUUGUCAUGCGCUGCACAGACUCAGUUGCACCAUUAAGCAGCUCAAAU
Messenger RNA from Metschnikowia bicuspidata var. bicuspidata NRRL YB-4993, 1050 nucleotides. RefSeq names its product putative 3'-5' exonuclease. NCBI's taxonomy places the organism in Eukaryota, Fungi, Ascomycota, Pichiomycetes, Serinales, Metschnikowiaceae. The transcript has a single exon. Gene Ontology annotation, cellular component: nucleus. The coding region runs from base 14 to 808 and encodes 264 amino acids. Gene Ontology annotation, molecular function: 3'-5' exonuclease activity; nucleic acid binding. Gene Ontology annotation, biological process: rRNA processing; ribosomal large subunit assembly. The record is from RefSeq and is a predicted model, not a curated record.